Molecule: messenger RNA, 2025 nt
Organism: Talpa occidentalis (Iberian mole)
Lineage: Eukaryota; Metazoa; Chordata; Mammalia; Eulipotyphla; Talpidae
Gene: DMPK
Product: DM1 protein kinase
Exons: 15
Coding region: 1-2013 (670 amino acids)
Biological process (GO): peptidyl-threonine phosphorylation; actomyosin structure organization
Cellular component (GO): cytoskeleton; cytoplasm
Molecular function (GO): protein serine/threonine kinase activity; ATP binding
Source: RefSeq, a predicted model, not a curated record
AUGUCAGCCGAGGUGCGGCUGCGGCGGCUCCGGCAGCUGGCACUGGACCCCGGCUUCCUGGGGCUGGAGCCCCUGCUCGACCUUCUCCUGGGCGUCCACCAGGAGCUGGGCGCCUCGGAUCUGGCCCAGGACAAGUACGUGGCCGACUUCUUGCAGUGGGUGGAUCCCAUCGCCGCCAGGCUUAAGGAGGCUCGACUGCAGAGGGAUGACUUUGAGAUUCUGAAGGUGAUCGGACGCGGGGCGUUCAGUGAGGUAGCCGUGGUGAAGAUGAAGCAGACGGGGCAGGUGUACGCCAUGAAGAUCAUGAAUAAGUGGGACAUGCUGAAGAGAGGCGAGGUGUCUUGCUUCCGUGAAGAGAGGGACGUGUUGGUGAACGGGGACCAGCGCUGGAUCACGCAGCUGCACUUCGCCUUUCAGGACGAAAAUUACCUGUACCUGGUCAUGGAGUACUACGUGGGCGGGGACCUGCUAACGCUGCUGAGCAAGUUUGGGGAGCGGAUCCCGGCCGAGAUGGCGCGCUUCUACCUGGCAGAGAUUGUCUUGGCCAUAGACUCGGUGCACCGACUGGGCUAUGUGCACAGGGACAUCAAGCCCGACAACAUCCUGCUGGACUGCUGCGGCCACAUCCGCUUGGCGGAUUUCGGCUCCUGUCUCAAAUUGCGCGCGGACGGAACGGUGCGGUCGCUGGUGGCUGUUGGCACCCCGGACUACCUGUCCCCCGAGAUCCUGCAGGCCGUGGGCGGCGGGCCCGGGGCAGGCUGCUACGGGCCCGAGUGUGACUGGUGGGCCCUAGGUGUGUUCGCCUAUGAAAUGUUCUACGGCCAGACGCCCUUCUAUGCCGACUCCAAGGCGGAGACCUAUGGCAAGAUCGUGCACUACAAGGAGCACCUGUCUCUACCGCUGGCCGACGCAGGGGUCCCAGAGGAGGCUCGCGACCUCAUCCAGCGACUACUGUGUCCCCCCGAGACGCGGCUGGGCAGGCAAGGAGCAGAUGAUUUCCGAAAGCAUCCCUUUUUCUUUGGUCUCGACUGGGACAGUCUCCGAGACAGCGUGCCCCCCUUCGCACCGGAUUUCGAGGGUGCCACGGACACGUGCAACUUUGAUUUGGUGGAGGACGGGCUCACUGCCAUGGUGAGCGGGGGCGGGGAGACGCUGUCAGACAUGCGGGAAGGCAUGCCGCUAGGAGUCCAUCUACCUUUUGUGGGCUUCUCUUACUCCUGCAUGGCCCUCCGGGAUGAUGAGGUCCCAGGCCCCACGCCCAUGGAACUGGAGGUCCAGCCUGAGGCCAAACCUAAGGCCGAGCCCAUGCUCGAGCCACCUGGGCAGACGCCCAGCCUGGAGCCCAUGGUGUCCCCGCUGGAGGAGACAGUGUCCAGUGCUGCAGAAGCUACAGGCAGCCCUAAGCCUGGUCCCCAAGAGCAGGCUGAAGCCGCAGUUCUGGAGACCAUUCCCAAGGCCAUGCAAGAGGUGGCUCCAGAGAUCAUCCAGGUGGCCAUCCCGUUGGUGGAGGAGGCAGAGGUGAUGCAGGGAGAUCUCCAGGAGGCCCUGGAGGAAGAGGUGUUUACCCGGCAAAGCCUGAGCCAGGAGCUGGAGGCCAUCCGCAUUGCUAACCAGAACUUUGCCAGUCAACUCCGGGAGGCCCAGGAAAGGAACCGAGAUCUGGAGGAGCACAUCCGACAGCUGCAGGAGCAGGUGGAGUCGCUGCAGGCUGAGGGAGCUGCAGCUGUCACGGGGGUCCCCACACCCCGGGCCACGGAUCCACCUUCCCAUCUAGAUGGCCCCCCGGCCGUGGCUCUGGGCCAAUGCCCGCUGGUGGGGUCAGGCCCCAUGCACCGCCGCCACCUGCUGCUCCCUGCCAGGGUCCCUAAGCCUGGCCUACCGGAGGCGCGUUCCCUGCUGCUGUUCGCCGCUGCGCUGGCUGGUGCCGCCGCCGUGGGCUGCGCUGGGCUGGCGGCCAGCGCCGACCAACUCGCCCCAGUCUGGCACCUCCGGGGAGCCUCCUUCGCCCCCUGACCCCUAGAGCCC